AUGGAAUGUCUUGUUUCAUUGAUCCCGAGAAAAGUUUAUCUAAUCUCAAAAUCAUUAAACUAUUUCUAUACUUUGACUCAAUUUUUAGUGUUUUUCAGUUAUAUUUAUUCCUAUCAGGAUUUUCGAAAUCAAAUGGAUUUAAAAAUACGAAUUGAUAAGGUUAGUAUUUUAUUUUUCUCACAAUCAGAAGCGGGUUGGUGUGUGCGAACACUGCGACGCAAUUUUGCGUACAGGAAGAAUGGUCUUGGCCACCCAGAAUAGCUGACAUGUUAUUUUUCGAAUGUUGAAAUAAAAACCUAAAUUCUCCCAGAACAAUGGACCGCUUCCAAACUUUAUCUUUUGUGAAAAUUGCCUUGUCUUCAACCUUGAUUCUUCUAAAUCGAUAAUUUUCGCACUAACUGCCACAUUUUCCACACUAAUCGCUGCUAUCGCCAUAGUUCUAAUGGCUCUCGCGUCAUAUCACGCGUUAUCCUCAAAUACUACAAUGUUUUCCAAAAGCACCAUGAUUAUUCAAAAAUCGUUUCUUCAAAGUUUGUUCAUACAACUUAGUGUUCAUAUAAUAUUUCUCGCUUUACCCAUCAUUCUUUUCUUUUCCGCUUUUCUUUUGAAACUUUCUAUGGAAAAUUGGCAAAUUUUCAUACAUUUUUUGACAAUUUGUUUUUUCCACCAUGGAUCAUUUUCAACGAUUGCAAUGUUGUCAACUAAUAAACAACUGAGAAGGAAUUGUGAGUUUAAAAAAAAAUUCUGGAUUGUUUUUGAGAACAAUUGAUUUUGCAGUGAGUCAGAUCAUCAGAAAAAUCGGUCAACGUUCAAAAUUAGCAUCAAAAAAUGAAUCGAAGGUCAAUACAGCAUCUUUCGUAUUUCAACAGAUGAAUCGAAAAAACACAACAACUUCAUAG
Caenorhabditis angaria is the source of this 899-nucleotide messenger RNA. NCBI's taxonomy places the organism in Eukaryota, Metazoa, Nematoda, Chromadorea, Rhabditida, Rhabditidae. The record is from the annotation of a GenBank genome assembly.